Messenger RNA from Talaromyces stipitatus ATCC 10500, 1101 nucleotides. RefSeq names its product proteasome component Pre9, putative. Gene Ontology annotation, cellular component: proteasome core complex, alpha-subunit complex; nucleus; proteasome core complex. The record is from RefSeq and is a predicted model, not a curated record. Bases 288 to 1040 code for a protein of 250 amino acids. Lineage: Eukaryota; Fungi; Ascomycota; Eurotiomycetes; Eurotiales; Trichocomaceae. The transcript is spliced from 4 exons. Gene Ontology annotation, biological process: ubiquitin-dependent protein catabolic process.
GUCGACAAUGUGCUCGUAUCGAGUCGUUAUUCGAGAGAAGUUCUUUUGCAUCAUUCGAUUUUGAUGCGGGAAAGCUGAUCUGCGGAGUGGCCCGAGCUUGGCGAACGCGAGUUGCCUAGUCCUCCGGGAGCUUAACAGCUACCACCGCUUUCUACAUUUUAAACACCCUUCAUCCAUCAAAACAGCACAGCGCUGGGUAUAAUCCAGAAGUUAUUCAUCAAAGAUAAUACUUUUGCAUUGAGCGGCCUCUACAAUCUUUUCGAGAUAUCCCUGCUACCUUCAACAGAAUGUCAAGACGUUACGAUUCCCGGACUACGAUCUUCUCACCUGAGGGACGACUUUAUCAGGUUGAAUAUGCCCUUGAAGCUAUCUCUCACGCCGGCACAGCCAUCGGAAUUCUAGCCCAAGAUGGAAUCGUUCUCGCUGCUGAGAGGAAGGUGACGAGCAAGCUUCUGGAGCAGGACACGUCCGCGGAGAAGCUCUAUAUCCUUAACGAUAACAUGAUUUGCGCUGUCGCCGGGAUGACUGCCGAUGCUAACAUUCUCAUCAACUAUGCCCGCCAGGCUGCUCAACAAUACCUUUUAACAUACAACGAAGAGAUACCAUGUGAACAACUUGUUCGUCGUCUAUGUGAUUUGAAGCAGGGAUACACGCAGCACGGUGGUCUAAGACCGUUUGGUGUCUCCUUCAUCUACGCUGGCUACGACCAACUCCGGCAAUUCCAACUUUACCAGAGCAACCCUAGUGGUAACUACGGUGGCUGGAAAGCAACAAGUGUUGGUGCCAACAAUGCGGCUGCUCAGAGUCUCUUGAAGCAGGACUAUAAGGAGGAGUGUGAUCUCAAGGAGGCUUGUGCUCUAGCUGUGAAAGUCUUGAGCAAGACGAUGGACUCUACGAAGUUGAGCAGCGAGAAAAUCGAAUUCGCAACCGUUGGAAAGACCAAGGACGGAAAGAUCUACCAUCAUCUCUGGGGCGCUGACGAGAUUAAUGCAUUGUUGAGACAGCAUGGACUGGCCAAGGAAGAAGAGACCGAAUCCUAGUUGUUAAUAGAGAUGUUUUCAUAAUUUCUACAGAAAUAAAGACAUCGAAUGACGUAUUGAC